Messenger RNA from Panicum virgatum (switchgrass), 1692 nucleotides. RefSeq lists its product as uncharacterized. NCBI's taxonomy places the organism in Eukaryota, Viridiplantae, Streptophyta, Magnoliopsida, Poales, Poaceae. The transcript has 2 exons. Bases 353 to 1330 code for a protein of 325 amino acids. The record is from RefSeq and is a predicted model, not a curated record.
CCACGGGCGCCAUGAAUCUUUUAUCAUGGAACUGCAGAGGGGUUGGUGGCUCCCUCCGCAGUUCUAAGAUGUGCCACCUGAAAAGACUAAUGGCAUCCACUAUGGCUAAGGUUGUCAUGUCGUCCGAGCUGAUGGUAUUUCUGGAGGUUUAUGGCUUUUGUGGACUGAAGAUGUUGACAUAGAAGUAGUCAAAUCUAGUCCUAACUAUAUUUUAGCUAAUGUUAGUUUUAAAUGUCCUAGGUUUGUUUUUAGAUUGGUUUGCUUAUAUGGAGACCCUUAUCAUGUAAGAACAAAUGAUAUUUGGUCUGAAGUGGUUGCUUUUGUCAAUGUAGAUAACAGCCCUCUCUUUUGUAUGGGUGAUCUAAAUGAUCUCCUUAACUCUGAUGAGAAAAUUGGUGUUGCUCAUCCUAAUUAUAAUCGUAUUUCCUCUUUGCAUACUAUUAUUAAUAAUUGUGGUCUCUUUGAUCUUGGUUAUAAUGGUCCAACUUAUACUUGGACUAACCGGAGAUUUUCUUCGAACCCCACUUUUGAAAGACUUGAUCGAUGUCUUGCAAAUGUUGCUUGGUGUAGACUUUUCCCUAACACAAACAUUUAUCAUCUCCCUCUUAUUUAUGGUGAUCAUGCUCCCAUCCUAGCCAUUCCUACCUCUAAUAGACCAAGGAAGAAAAGAAUGUUUAAGUUUGAGAAUUGGUGGCUCUAUGAAAAUGAUUUUCAAGAAGUAAGUAGGGAAGCUUGGCAGAAAUCUGCUGAUAUGCCUUUUUACAAGAGAACCAAGCAUUUAGGCUUCCAUUUGCAAAGGUGGUCCAGGAAAGGUAAGGCAUCUCUCAACAAUCAGCUAAGAAAGAUAGAAGGUGAAAUUGCUAAUCUUCCAUCGCUACCACCCAAUUCCUACGAUUAUUCCUUUGAAGAUAAACUUAUCCAUGAGCAUGCUUGUAUUCAAAACAAAAUUUCUGAAUAUUACAGACAGCGCUGCAAGAAAAGAUGGGUCACUCAAGGAGAUAGGAACACCUCCUUCUUCCACAACAGUGUCAUCAAAAGAAGAAGGAAGAACAGAAUCAGUUCAAUAAAAAACCUUGAUGGCAGUUCUGCAACCACAAAUGAUCAAAUAGCUAAAUGUUUCAUUAAUUACUUUUCAGGUUUAUUUGAAUCCAAUUUGCAGGGUAUGGAGCUUGUUGCUGAUAUUCCAGUGUCAAACAUAAUAAGGGAUGAGAAUCUUAUUGCUGCCCCAUCUAAAGAAGAAAUCCUAAAUAUUUUGAAGUCCAUGAGAAGGAAUGUUGCUCCUGGACCUGAUGGUUUAAAUGUUGUGUUCUACAGAGCAGCUUGGAGCUAGAUUGGAGAUGAUGUACAUGACCUAGUUAAAUCAUUUUACAUGACCAAGCAUCUACCGCAGGGUAUUAAGAAGACUAACAUUGUUCUUAUUCCUAAAAAGGUAACCUGCUCGACUCCAAUGGAUUAUAGACCCAUUAGCCUUUGCAAUGUCGUUUACAAAAUUAUUGCCAAAUCUCUAUCUCUUAAGUUGCAGCCUUACAUGCCAACUUGUAUUAAUUCCUCUCAAUAUGCUUUUGUUAAGGGCCGUCGGAUAACAGAAAACAUAAUUAUUGCCCAUGAAAUCGUUCAUACUUUUAAUCAAAAAAAAUGGAAUGAUUGUGCUUUCAUGCUCAAACUUGAUUUAGCAAAAGCUUUUGAUAGAUU